CUUGGAUUAACACCCACAGUGGAUUUCACCUGGGCGCAAAGCAGAGGCUACAGUGCGACAAAUUUCUCAGCGCAGAUUGUCUCGGUUGUCGGUGCUUAUGCGUGAACUCGUAAACGAAAGGUCGUCUGUGAGGGGUCGAGCCGAACUCUACCUGUAUUUCUCGAGCUAGGUUGCUACACGGUGUCACUCACGUAGCAGACAACCCAGCCAGACGCAAACCGCAGCGCUUCACUACAGCGUCACACCUGAGUUAUUUAUUUAUCAAGAUAUCCAACAAUAAAUCAUGACAGGAGGGAGAGAACUCCGUGAACUCCUGGACGGAAAGAAUGACAACUGGCGGGAAAACCUCGACGACCCGGCCUGGUCCGAGUGGCUGCCUGCUAUGAUUCCGUCCACCCUCCGCGCCUGGUUUCCCAUGACGGAGGACAACCUCAUUUACCACACCCUAUGGGAGGAGGAAGAACUACGCCAGCGCCCAAACUACAAAAGUUACUACUGCGACAGCGUGAGGGAAAGUCUACGCGGCAAAAGAUGCGGGAUUUUUGAGCUGGGUAUCAAGAUUGGGGACACAUACGCGGCGGUCUACCUCGGCUCCACGCUGAGACAUCCAAAGAGGAAUUACACGGAUGCCUUACGCCACAGAAUAGAGGAGUUUUUACAAAAUUCGAAAAAUCCAAAGGCUAAAGAAAUUGAGGCCGCCCUUUCGUCACAGUUCGCGUUGUACGUGCGGUAUAAAGAGAUAAAGAAGCCCGAGGGGGAUGUGACUACGAAUAAGGACGAGAAUACAUGGGCUGAAAAUGCAGAGAAUGACUUGCUGGAUUCUUACGACUAUGCGUGGAAUGUCAGACGGAACGGAAAAAAUGAGUCGCGUGUCAUAUCGGAGUUGCAGAAGACAAAAUGUUAGCCCAUGCGACUUUUUUUAAGUAGAAGAAGCCACAAGACAAUAUGCAACUUAACCGAAUAUAAAAUAUUAUGGCUUAUCAGAUAUCAGUUGACGUUUUGUGCGAGUUAACAAAUGAACAUAUUUUAGCAGACGGCAUUUCAAUGCUUCGCCUCUCAAAAAACAGCUUAGAAGUACAGCAGACGAUAAAAUCUUUCGUUGUCAUGCAGUUUUUCAACCUACAAACCUAUGGUUUAACAGAGGGACAUAUGGAGACUCAGCAAACGACUUAAUAAUAAAUGAUCAUUUCAACAGAGAAAAGACCGCAACAAAGCAGACGACCAAAGCAUUUGCAUGGCGGUAUUCAUUAUAUUUCAAUAAAACAUGCUUGCUUGAUCUAAUGGAAAAUGACAUAUUUGAUGAUCCGGAUUACGCGUAUACUGAUAUACAUUUUACACCUUGAUCAGUGAAUUUUGUCUCUCUAUGCCGUGGGUAGUACAGCAAACAAACCCAAAACUGAUCCGUCUGUUGAUACAAGCGAAGGAUCGUAUGGCCGCAGAUAUAAAUAUUUCAUAGCCUAGAUUCUCAAAUUGCAUUCCUAGCGUGACCAACAAGUAUAACAUUACUUGAAGAACAUAUCACGGCAAUAUUAUUAUGCAACGUUAGCCUUUAGGCGCGCAUUUCGAGUGCGAUGGUUUUCCUGACACGCCGUUUCGAUUUAACAACAAAAUGCGUCAUUUAAACUUGAGAAUGCACAAUAAAUUGCGCCAGCUCUUAGGUGGGUGGAGUCUUUUGGAGCCACUACCACGACCAGUUAUGCGAAGAUAUUAUACUUGCAAAAAUAAAGUUUUCAUUCUAUGAGUAU
Molecule: messenger RNA, 1745 nt
Organism: Lingula anatina
Lineage: Eukaryota; Metazoa; Brachiopoda; Lingulata; Lingulida; Lingulidae
Source: RefSeq, a predicted model, not a curated record